UUAUUGCAGCAGCAUCCAUAAAAAAAUUUACUAACCAAGAAAGCAAUUCAGAAGUUCAAAGCUUUGAUCAAAACCCACAAAAGAAAUCAAUCAAAGAAACAAUCUUUGAUCAAGAAGAAUGAGGAGGAGACCUGGUAUUGGAGGGUUACAAACAGCAGCUGCUGCAAGGGAUCAAUAUCGGUUACUAGGAGAAAAUGUAGCAAAGCUAAGAACUGAUCUUAUGAAAGAACAGCUUGCCACUUUUCGUUCCCAGCUUGAAGAAUUUGCCCGCAAACACAAGAAUGAUAUUCGAAAGAACCCAACUUUCAGGACGCAAUUCCAUGAGAUGUGUGCUAAAGUUGGAGUGGAUCCACUGGCAUCGAAUAAGGGUUUUUGGGCAGAGCUGUUAGGGAUUGGUGACUUCUAUUAUGAACUUGGAGUGCAAAUUGUAGAGAUAUGCUUGGCAACAAGACCUCACAAUGGAGGUUUGAUCAACCUGCAAGAACUCUGUGCUCUGCUUCGGCAGAAACGAAAAAGUGAUCGUGAAGCUGUGUCAGAGGAUGACUGUUUGCGUGCUAUAAGUAAGCUGAAGAUAUUGGGCAGUGGUUUUGAGGUGAUUUCUGUUGGGAAAAGAAAGCUUGUUCGGUCAGUUCCAACUGAAUUGAACAAAGACCAUAAUGAAAUUCUGGAGCUGGCUCAGGCUCAAGGUUUUGUGACUGUUGAUGAGUUAGAGAGACGGCUUUCUUGGACAUCUGGUCGUGCUACUGAUGCCCUUGAUACUUUAUUAGAUGAAGGACUUGCUAUGAUUGAUGAUGGCCAUAGAGAUGGCAAACGCCGCUAUUGGUUCCCCUGUGUAUCUUCCAUCUCCACUUCAGUGGUUUCUGAUAUUUAAUACGUGGUUCUUGUCUCUCCACGUCGUUUAUACUUGUGCACUGACAUAAAAAUGCCAUAGGCAUUUGAUUUUUCUCCUCCGUAUUUGUUGUGUUGGAGGUGCUUUGAAAGUUUCAAAUACAAUUUUGACAGAAAUCAAUAUAUGCUGUUCCCCUUGCCUGCC
Messenger RNA from Populus euphratica (Euphrates poplar), 1033 nucleotides. Its product is annotated as vacuolar protein sorting-associated protein 22 homolog 1. The record is from RefSeq and is a predicted model, not a curated record. Gene Ontology annotation, biological process: protein transport to vacuole involved in ubiquitin-dependent protein catabolic process via the multivesicular body sorting pathway. The coding region runs from base 119 to 871 and encodes 250 amino acids. Gene Ontology annotation, cellular component: ESCRT II complex. NCBI's taxonomy places the organism in Eukaryota, Viridiplantae, Streptophyta, Magnoliopsida, Malpighiales, Salicaceae. The transcript is spliced from 7 exons.